Messenger RNA from Strigops habroptila (Kakapo), 650 nucleotides. Its product is annotated as parvalbumin, thymic CPV3. Gene Ontology annotation, cellular component: cytoplasm; nucleus. The coding region runs from base 78 to 407 and encodes 109 amino acids. The transcript has 5 exons. The record is from RefSeq and is a predicted model, not a curated record. Gene Ontology annotation, molecular function: calcium ion binding. Lineage: Eukaryota; Metazoa; Chordata; Aves; Psittaciformes; Psittacidae.
GCCAACAUUACUAUUUUGCCUGGUAUCUCCUUAGCUAUUUUUCCUUUACCUAGCUGAGAAAACUAUAAAGGUUUAAAAUGAGCCUCACAGACAUUCUAAGCCCUUCUGAUAUUGCUGCUGCUCUGCGGGACUGCCAAGCUCCAGACUCCUUUACUCCCAAAAAAUUCUUUCAGAUCAGUGGAAUGUCUAAAAAGAGUAGCAGCCAACUGAAGGAGAUCUUCCGGAUUCUCGACAAUGAUCAAAGUGGCUUCAUUGAGGAAGAUGAGCUCAAAUAUUUCCUUCAGAGGUUUGAGUGUGGAGCCAGAGUGUUAACCUCCUCAGAAACCAAGACCUUCUUGGCAGCUGCAGAUCAUGACGGGGAUGGCAAAAUUGGGGCUGAAGAAUUCCAGGAAAUGGUGCAGUCUUAGAGGUUCAAAAGGACCAAACAAAAUACAAUCAGGAUGAAUCUGCACGAGACACUCCAAAACCUUGAAAAUCAGAAGUCCCUUAUUUAUCUUGACAGUGACUGUUACUUGUUCAUUGCCUUAGUAACAUAAUGAAACACUGAUUAAUGAUUUUUUUCAUUGUGUGGAUCAUUUACCAUGUUCUAAACUCUACUUUAGCAGACACUUCCCUUAAAAAUAUCCAAUAAAAAUUAAUUACAUACUGUA